AAAGCAAUGAAUGGUACGCAACCUCGCCAAGAACACGCACACCACGGCGGCCUUGGAUCCACCAGAGAUCGCUUCCUACGCAUCCACUCUCCGGCAAUGCAAUCGCUCGCGAAAUCUGGCCCUGGGAAGGACAAUCCACAAGAAACUCCGAGAGCUCGGGCUGGAUCGGGUCACGAAUCUCAGCAAUCUCCUCAUCCAGAUGUAUGGGAGCUGCCACUGCGUCGCGGAGGCGUCCCGGGUCUUCGCCACGAUCAAGGAGCCCAACGAUUUCUCCUGGAACGUGAUGCUCACAGCGUAUGCCCGAAAUGGGCAUCUUGCGGAGGCGCGGCGGUGCUUCGAUCGAAUGCCGCGCGCGUGGAGAGGAGUCUUCACCUUCAACACCCUCAUGCUGGCCUACGCGCGGAAGGGAGACCUCCGCGAGGCGAGAGAUCUCUUCGAUCGCAUGCUCUCUCGCAACACAUUCUCGUGGAACGCGAUGAUCUCCUCCUACGCACGCGGCGGCAAUCCUCGCGAGGCGCUGGAGCUCUGGAGAGCGAUGGACAUCGACCCCAAUAGCAUCACGCUCGCCAGUGCGCUCCACGCUUGCUGCGAGCUCGCCGAUCUGGACGAGGGCAGGAAGAUCCACGCGAGGAUCAAACACUCGGGGCUGGAGUCCAACAUCAUCCUGGCCACCGCGCUCGUCAAUCUCUACGGGCGAUGCGGCCGCGUGAUGGACGCCCAGGAGAUCUUCCACUCCAUGGCCGAUUCACAGGACGUGGUCCUGUGGACCGCGAUGCAAAUGGCGCUGGCGCGCAACGGCCGAUUGAUCCAGGCCAGCGCCCUCUUCGAUCGGAUGCCGCGCCGGGACGUGGUCUCCUGGACGAACAUGCUGGUGGCGCACGCCAGCGAUGGCGAUCUGGGCCGCGCGGCUCGUAUCUUCGGGGCGAUGCCCGAGAGGAGCUCCGUGACCUGGACUGCGAUGAUCACGGCCUACGCCCAGAACGGCCGCCCGCGCGCCGCGAUCCACCUCUUCCUCGCCAUGGAUUGCGAGGGCUUCCCGGCCAACAGCGUCACAUUCGUCACGAUCUUCGACGCUUGCUCCAGCGUCGCGGACAUCGCUCUAGGCCGGAGGCUCCACGCGGAGCUCCUGGAUCUGGGCGCCGGGCAGCCGCCCCAGAUCGAUGUCUCGCUCGGCACCGCGAUCGUCAACAUGUAUGGCAAGUGCGGCAGUCUCUCGGAAGCGCGAUCGUUCUUCGAUUCCAUGCCGGAUCGCAAUGCCUGGUCCUGGAACUCCAUGCUCGCAGCGUAUGCUCAGAGAGGGCAAACGCUAGCUGCCUUGGAUCUCUUCAAGCUUCUCAAUCUCCACGGCCAAGAUCCCGACGAGGUCUCCUUCCUCGCGCUCUUCUCUGCGUGUAGCCACGCGGGGCUCCUCCGCGAUGGCCACUGCUACUUCGUGUCGAUCACGCACGACUAUGGGCAGCGCCUGACGAUCGAUCACUACGUCUGCAUGAUCGAUCUCCUGUGCCGCGCUGGGCGGCUCGCUCACGCGGAAGAGCUCCUCCACGCCAUGCCCUUCUCGCCCAGCUCCACCGCCUGGACGGCGCUGCUCAAUGGGUGUGAGAUGCAUCGCGAUGUGGAGCGAGCGCGGGGGAUUCCUGGGCGAGCGCUGGGUGACGAUCACGGCCCCUAUGUCUUGCUCUCCAAUACGAUGCUCGUGUCAUAGAUCAUCGCUAGAGGCACAGAU
Selaginella moellendorffii is the source of this 1723-nucleotide messenger RNA. RefSeq names its product pentatricopeptide repeat-containing protein At4g02750. Bases 11 to 1702 code for a protein of 563 amino acids. NCBI's taxonomy places the organism in Eukaryota, Viridiplantae, Streptophyta, Lycopodiopsida, Selaginellales, Selaginellaceae. The transcript has a single exon. Gene Ontology annotation, molecular function: protein binding; RNA binding. Gene Ontology annotation, biological process: RNA modification. The record is from RefSeq and is a predicted model, not a curated record.